Messenger RNA from Knipowitschia caucasica, 1776 nucleotides. The record is from the annotation of a GenBank genome assembly. Lineage: Eukaryota; Metazoa; Chordata; Actinopteri; Gobiiformes; Gobiidae.
AUGUGUGUGCGAGACCUCAGCUGUCGCUCACAGAGAGAGGGCUGGACCAAAACCUCAGCCGCACUCACACCUCUCCUUCCUCCCCCUCCUCGUCUUCCUCCCCUGCCUCCCCUUGUCUUUCAGAGUCUGGGGGGAGAGGGGGAGCGUCCUGCUGUGGAGAGAGAGGCCGCGAUGGGGGGAGACCUGGCCUGGGGGACCGCUCUGGUCUUGGUGGGACUGGCCUCACUGACCUGCCAAGUCCAGGCGAACCUGUUGGACGCCAUGUUGCUCAGAAACGGGUGGAAAGGAGGGAAAGAGAAGAGUACAGAGGAGACGAGUGAUGUCACAUCCUCAUCCGCCAAGAGCCUGCUCUGGUGCCACUGCAACCACCACUGUCCCGAGGAUUCCUUCAACAACACCUGCAUGACCGACGGAUACUGCUUCACGAUGGUGGAGGAGGAGGAGGCCGGACAAGCUGUGGUCACCUCUGGAUGUCUGGGCCUCGUGGGCUCCGAGUUUCAAUGCAGAGACAUGUGGAAUGGUCGCCUGAGGAAGACGCUGGAGUGCUGCACAGACCGGGACUACUGCAACAGAGACCUGCACCCAACUCUGCCUCCGAUCAGCACGACCGACUUCAUGGACAGCAGUAUCCAGUACAUGGCCCUGUGUGUCUCGGUCUCGGUCUGCAGUCUGGUCCUGGGUCUCGUCCUCCUGCUCUGUUACUUCAGGUACAAGCGGCAGGCGUCCCGUCCGCUUUACAGCAUGGACCUGGAGCAGGACGAGACCUACAUCCCUCCUGGAGAGUCCCUGAAGGACCUGAUCGAGCACUCCCGCAGUGUGGGCUCAGGCUCAGGCUCAGGGCUCCCUCUGCUGGUGCAGCGGACCAUAGCCAAGCAGAUCCAGAUGGUGCGGCAGAUCGGGAAAGGCCGGUACGGGGAGGUGUGGAUGGGGAGGUGGAGGGGGGAGAGAGUCGCCGUCAAAGUCUUCUUCACCACAGAAGAAGAAAGUUGGUUCAGAGAAACUGAGAUCUACCAAACCUUUCUGAUGCGGCACGACAACAUCCUGGGGUUCAUCGCCGCAGAUAUCAAAGGUACGGGUUCGUGGACGCAGCUGUACCUGAUCACGGAUUACCACGAGAACGGGUCUCUGUACGACUUCCUCAAGUGCAACACGCUGGACACGGCGGCGCUUCUCAAACUGUCGUACUCGUCCAUCUCCGGCCUGUGCCACCUCCACACCGAGAUCUACGGCACACAGGGCAAACCCGCCAUAGCUCACAGGGACCUGAAGAGCAAGAACAUCCUGGUCAAGAAGAACGGCUACUGCUGCAUCGCCGACCUGGGCCUGGCCGUCAAGUUUAACAGUGACACUAACGAGCUGGACAUCCCCCUGAACCUGAGAGUGGGCACUAAGCGCUUUAUGGCUCCGGAAGUUCUGGACGAGACCCUGAACAGGAGCUACUUCCAGUCCUUCAUGAUGUCCGACAUGUACAGCUUUGGCCUCAUCCUCUGGGAGCUGGCCCGCCGCUGCGUGUCCGGAGGCAUCGUGGAGGAGUACCAGCUGCCGUACCAUGAGUUGGUACCAGGUGACCCUUCGUACGAGGACAUGAAAGAAGUGGUCUGCAUCAAGAAACAGAGACCCUCGUUCCCCAACCGCUGGAGCAGUGACGAGUGCCUCCGUCAGUUGGGGAAGAUGAUGUCUGAGUGCUGGGCUCCUAACCCGGCCUCUCGCCUCACGGCUCUGAGGGUCAAGAAGACUUUGGCCAAGAUGUUAGAGACUCAGGACGUCAAACUCUGA